This is a messenger RNA of Malaclemys terrapin pileata, 1061 nucleotides long. RefSeq names its product PAX-interacting protein 1-like. The record is from RefSeq and is a predicted model, not a curated record. Lineage: Eukaryota; Metazoa; Chordata; Testudines; Emydidae. The transcript is spliced from 3 exons. The coding region runs from base 355 to 912 and encodes 185 amino acids.
AGCUGUGCUGAGGCCGAGUGGAGCUGGAGCUGGGGCUGGAGACGUCCAGAGCUGGGGCUGGAGCCGUCCGGAGCUGGGGGCAGUGAGCAGCUGGGGAGAAUGAGGGGGACCCUGGGCAGUGGGCCCAGCACAGGGAGACGCCUCAGCCAAGAGGCCUUGCAGGCCAGACUUGGAGGGGGACCGUAACCCUGUCAGGGCAGGGGCGACGCUGGGAAGAAGGGUCCUGCCACCUAGAGCCUGAGAGCGUGUGGCCACCGGCCAAGCAAGUGUCCGACCCGCAGCGUCCCUGCAGCACAGCCAGGGCCUGAGAAGGAGCCUGUGACCUGCCCUGACGUUCCAGAGACACUGUUUGUGAUGUUCCCUACCACAGAGCUGGCGUGGAGAGCACAGGUGACCACGCAGAGCUCAUCAGCACAGGUAACCAUGAUGGAGUGCCAGGAUCGCAAAAGAGCUCCAGCAUGGACCGAACGGGAGAGGCUAGUGAAGAUUAGAAGGAGAAAAUGGCGGACUCAGGAUGAUAUGUUCUCGGAGCUCCAGAUGUCCUCCCACGCUGAAAGAGCACAGCAGAAUGCGUGGAGGCAGUCAAUGUCAGACUACAGAAAAGCACAAUCUGAACGAGAGGAGAGGUGGCGGGCAGAAUCGCGGGAUGAACAGAGCAAGUGGCGGGCUGAAGAUGAUAGGUGGCAUCAGCUUGCAGACAGAAGGCAGGAGUCGAUGCUCCGGCUGCUGGAGCAUCAAACUGAUAUGCUCCAGCAUAUGGUUGAGCUGCAGGAAAGGCAGCAGGAGCAGAGACCGCCGCUACAGCCCCUGUGUAACCAACAGCCCUUCCCCAAGUUCCAUAGCCUCCUCACCCAGACGCCCAAGAACACGGUGGGGGGGCCUCCGGCCACCCAGUCACUCCACCCCAGAUGAUUGCCCGAGCAUCAGAAGGCUGGCCUUCAAUAAGAGUUAAAGUUUUAAACUGCAGUGUGUCCUUUUCCUUCCCUCCUCCCCCACCCAUCCCGGGCUACCUUGGCAAUUAUCCCCCUAGUUGUGUGAUGAAUUAAUAAAGAAUGCAUGAA